ACAACCCCUCCUUCCCCCAAUUCCUCAGGUUAAUUGGUGUAAUUAGAAAAUCCCGAUAACAGAGCACCUGAGAGGCCAUGGGAUGGAAGCUGAUGGCCAUCUCUUUGUUAUCCUAAAUGCACAACACGUGUCCUCAAAGGGCUGCGAAGUGUGAGGAUAAAAGCCAGAGCUGCUGCCUUUGUUCCCUCCCUCGGGAGGGGAGCGGGUUUGUAGACAACCAGCACCAAAAAGAAAGGAUGUGAAGGGGUUAGAGGAGAAAGAUACCACAAAGAAAGGCUUCAGACCGUACACUGGGCGCAAAGAGUCGUUCUGCUCAGCAAACCUGCGUUCAGGACUCUGCCAGCAAACAGCUUACAGCCAGCGAGCAGCAGGAAGGUCUUCCCCCUUGCAGCCGGGAAGCUCAAGUGUUUGUGCCUUGAAGACAUGGACUGAUCAGAUGUCUCAGAAGAGUAUGAAUUAACAGCCUGAAUGCGUUCUGCCUGCAACCAAUGAAGGUGCAGCAUGUAUUCCUUGUUACAUCUGGGCACUGCCGUGCAUUUUAGCACCCUGACAUAUCCUGUGGAAACAUGGCUGUUUCUGGGAGGUUCUUUAUCAGCAUGAUCUCCACAUGUUAAUUUCUUGUCUUUAUUAAUUUUAGUCUAUAAAUCUAAAUAUGAUAAGUCCUAAUGUUAUUUUGGAACUUCACACACCUUUCUUUAACUGGCAGAAACAUUUGUCUUCUGCUCACACGGUCUACUUCCUACAUAGAGCUUUAAUGGUUUCCCUGGGGGUGUGGAGAUAAAACCUGAGUAAGGCAAAUGAAUUAUUUUGCUAGGUAACAUCAUUUUAAUGUGGAACUCGGGAGGAAUGGCCAGGAAAUUUACUUAUGGUGAGUGGGUUGGAGGUAACAACUCUAAAUGCUUGUGCAGAUCAGGAAUGGAGCAGACAAUGCAGAAAAAAUCUUCUUGGACAUAAUUAGAUUACUUGAGAUUGGUGACACGGUUAGCUCCUCUAUAGAACAUGAAGUAUGCUUUAGAUAAUUAAUGAAUUAGAUAUUGGUUUUACUAGGAAUGGCAUGCUGAUGUUGGUAACUAUGUUUCUUGUCCUACAGUACAGCCAUUUCACAAGACUUGCUCCCAUUCCAGUUGCUGUGUUCUGCUCUGGUUUCACAUCAUGUGCAGAUCUCCCAGCAGACUGACAGAAGCAGACGUGAAUUCAUGAUGAGGAGCACGCAGCACGCUAGGCUGAACAGCCAUGACAGCUGAAAAGACUAUUCCUAUAAUUAACGGCAAGCCAGAAGAUGUUUUGGAUCCAGAAGCUUCAAGUACCAACCUCGUCCACAGCAAUGAUAAGAAAGUUCAUGAAAGAGGUCACUGGAACAAUAAGGUUGAAUUUGUGCUUUCUGUGGCAGGGGAGAUUAUUGGGUUGGGAAAUGUAUGGAGAUUCCCAUAUCUUUGCUACAAGAAUGGAGGAGGUGCUUUCCUCAUCCCAUAUGUGGUUUUCUUUAUUUGCUGUGGGAUACCAGUUUUUUUCCUGGAGACAGCCUUGGGACAGUUUACUAGUGAAGGAGGCAUUACGUGCUGGAGGAAAGUUUGCCCUUUGUUUGAAGGCAUUGGAUAUGCUACCCAAGUUAUAGAGGCACAUCUAAAUGUAUAUUACAUCAUUAUUUUAGCAUGGGCUAUCUUCUAUCUGUUUAACUGCUUUACUACAGAGCUUCCCUGGGCUACAUGUGGGCACGAAUGGAAUACAGAAAACUGUGUGGAAUUUCAAAAACUUAAUAUGAGCAACUGCAGUCAAAUCUCUUUGCAAAAUGCUACAUCUCCGGUGAUGGAAUUCUGGGAACGCAGGGUGCUAGCCAUAUCUGAUGGCAUUGAACAUAUUGGGAAUCUUCGCUGGGAACUUGCACUGUGCCUCCUCGCUGCUUGGACUAUCUGCUAUUUUUGCAUUUGGAAAGGAACAAAGUCAACUGGGAAGGUUGUAUAUGUAACAGCCACAUUCCCCUAUAUCAUGCUGAUGAUUCUUCUGAUUCGAGGGGUAACGUUGCCAGGUGCUUCCGAAGGGAUAAAAUUCUAUUUGUAUCCUGACAUUUCCCGACUGUCUGACCCACAGGUUUGGGUGGAUGCUGGUACACAGAUAUUUUUCUCUUAUGCGAUAUGCCUUGGGUGCCUGACAGCCCUGGGAAGUUACAACAACUAUAAUAAUAACUGCUACAGAGACUGCAUCAUGCUCUGCUGCUUGAACAGUGGCACAAGCUUUGUUGCUGGUUUUGCUAUCUUUUCAGUGCUUGGAUUUAUGGCUUAUGAACAAGGUGUUCCCAUUGCAGAAGUUGCAGAAUCAGGACCAGGACUAGCAUUCAUUGCUUAUCCUAAAGCUGUUACCAUGAUGCCUCUUUCUCCUCUGUGGGCAACUCUGUUCUUCAUGAUGCUCAUCUUCCUUGGACUAGAUAGUCAGUUCGUGUGUGUUGAAAGCCUUGUGACAGCUGUUGUAGAUAUGUAUCCAAAGAUUUUCCGAAGGGGCUACAGAAGAGAACUGUUGAUUCUUGGCCUUUCCAUUGUGUCGUAUUUCAUUGGUCUAAUAAUGUUAACUGAGGGUGGAAUGUACGUCUUUCAGUUAUUCGACUCCUAUGCAGCUAGUGGCAUGUGCCUUCUUUUUGUUGCCAUAUUUGAAUGUGUCUGCAUAGGCUGGGUUUAUGGCAGCAAUCGCUUUUAUGAUAACAUUGAGGAUAUGAUUGGGUAUAAACCCCUGUCAUUGAUUAAGUGGUGCUGGAUGGUCUUAACUCCAGGUAUUUGUGCAGGGAUCUUCAUUUUUUUCCUGGUGAAAUACAAGCCUUUGAAGUAUAACAAUGUAUAUACAUAUCCUGACUGGGGCUAUGGCAUAGGGUGGCUGAUGGCUCUCUCUUCCAUGAUUUGUAUCCCUUUGUGGAUCUGCAUUAAGUUCUGGAAGGCAGAAGGCACUUUCAUAGAGAAAUUCAGGAAGUUGAUUACACCUAGCUUGGAUCUGAAGAUGAGAGGGAAACUUGGAGGAAGAUCCUACAUUGCAGCAAUAAAUGACUGCGAUGCCAAACUGAAAGGAGAUGGCACCAUUUCAGCCAUUACGGAAAAGGAGACACAUUUCUGA
Messenger RNA from Phasianus colchicus (ring-necked pheasant), 3096 nucleotides. NCBI's taxonomy places the organism in Eukaryota, Metazoa, Chordata, Aves, Galliformes, Phasianidae. The record is from RefSeq and is a predicted model, not a curated record.